AUGGCCGUGUUCAUUGAAUUGAGAAUUGAUCCUCCUUCAGAGCCUCAAACUUUGAGAUCCGGACCCUCCGGGCAGAACCGGAUCGUGACCUCAAAGUCCUCGAGCAGCAGUCUGCUGAGAGGCUUCGCCAGUGUAACCACCUCAGCAGCCGAUGCGUCGAGCUCACAUAGGGUGGAUGCCCAACAACUCGAACGACGAGUGGGUGAGCUCGAGCGAGAGCUGCUCGGCUCACGGAACUUGGUGCGGCUCUACGGGAGAAAGACGGCCCUGCUGGGCGCGACGUCUCGCGUGCGACGGCAUGUCGCCGCUGCUCUUUACCGCGAAAAUCGACACCAUGAAGACCGUAUCCGUCGGCUGACGGCAUCCUCCAUCCAGUGUCGGGCGCGUCGGCCUCUCCCCGCCGGUUGCACAUAUUCGAUCACGUCUCUACCGACGGAGAAGAAACCCAGCAAGGUCGACAGACCUUUGUGGACGCCCUGCUCUCGUUUCAUGGCUGUUACGGUCGGGCAAUCUGCUUUAUCGCGGACGGUGAAAGCGGCACGGGAGAGGUCCACGAGUCACAGGGCGGACUCGGAGGGCGCCACGUCGCGCCGGACCGUCGAGGCUGUCGACAAGAGUUGA
This is a messenger RNA of Fonsecaea erecta, 621 nucleotides long. RefSeq lists its product as hypothetical. The coding region runs from base 1 to 621 and encodes 206 amino acids. The transcript is spliced from 2 exons. The record is from RefSeq and is a predicted model, not a curated record. Lineage: Eukaryota; Fungi; Ascomycota; Eurotiomycetes; Chaetothyriales; Herpotrichiellaceae.